Molecule: messenger RNA, 594 nt
Organism: Humulus lupulus (European hop)
Lineage: Eukaryota; Viridiplantae; Streptophyta; Magnoliopsida; Rosales; Cannabaceae
Exons: 2
Coding region: 1-594 (197 amino acids)
Source: RefSeq, a predicted model, not a curated record
AUGCCCAUGAAACAACUCGAAGCACAACCUGAUUUACUAAAUCAAUUCAUGACUGAAACCAGGGCAUUUAUAAGGAUUUUGGAGACUCAGAUUGAUCAGUUGGAUACUUUGAUGAAAAACAGGGCUCAAGGAAAUUUUCCUAGCACUACUGAGGUAAACGCAAAAGAGCAAUGCAAUGCAAUAUCUUUGAGGAGUGGAACACAGUAUGAUGAGCCAAGAAAGAAUGAGUCAGAGGAGGUGAAUCAGGAACAAAAGAUAAAAGGCACAAGGCUUCAAAAGAAUAAGCUUGGCAAGCAGUUUUCCAAGUUUUUUGAUGUAUUUCAAAAGCUUCUCAUUGGCAUAUCUUUCGUUGAAGCACUUGAACAAACACCUAGUUAUGUGAAGUUUGUGAAAGAAAUUAUGUCAAAGAAAAGGAAACUGGGGGACCAUGAGAUAGUGGCACUUACUGAGGAGUGUAGUGCGAUACUUCAGAAGAAGCUACCUUCCAAGCUUAAAGAUCCUAGUAGUUUCAAUAUCCUAUGCUUUAUAGGGGGCUCAGUGCUGACAAAUGCUUUAUUUGAUUUAGGGUCCAGUGUGAAUCUAAUGCCUCUAUAA